Messenger RNA from Penicillium canescens, 873 nucleotides. Its product is annotated as DUF3716 domain-containing protein. The record is from RefSeq and is a predicted model, not a curated record. The coding region runs from base 1 to 873 and encodes 290 amino acids. The transcript has 3 exons. Lineage: Eukaryota; Fungi; Ascomycota; Eurotiomycetes; Eurotiales; Aspergillaceae.
AUGAUGGACGAUGGCGCACCCGCCUAUGAUCCUUCCGGAUCAACCGCACCUCCAAUGGCGCAUCCACCAUCCAGCGAUACUUCCGGACCACCAGCGGCUCCACUGGCCUCUCGCUUCUUGGUUCCGGACCCUGGAACCGCUGCCGCCGGAAAGUAUCUUCCGCCACCGAAGGCCCGUAAGGGCGAUGCAUUUCUCUCACCACUCCCCAAGGACCUCGUUGCUCGACCUCCCCGCCGUGAGCCUCAGUUGCGGGAAUCACGCCGGAUGACUGAGCCCGCCCUGAGGGCUCAUCUGUUCGCCAAUAUUCGAAAUAUAGAGGCGGCCUUGGUGGUUGUCGGAACCGUGAAGGAGACCACGGACCAAGAAUGCACCCACUGCAAGAAGCUGGGAGGGCCCUGGGCCCGGUGCGUCAUCAUUGAGGGUAUUGCUGGCGACGGACUACCCUGCGCCAACUGCCAUCAACUAGGACGGGCAGACUCGUGCGAGUUCACCGGAACCGCGCCACCACGAUACACUCGGGCUAACCGCGCCCGCUUUCGAACGGCUCGGCCUGCGGACAACCACCCAGAGGUACGUGCGAUCGCCGAUGUGAACCUUGCUGAGCAAAUUCGAGUGCUCGAAUCGUCCCACAGAAUUCAGGUGGUCCUCAUUCACGAGGCUAGUCGAACUGUUACAGAUCUGCUCAACGUUGUUCGUGAAUCCUUUGAUCUAGUCAUAAGGGGUUCGAACACCAACACUAUCCAAGAUCGGGACCUCCAGCGACAUGGUGAAAACAUAACGCUUCUGAUCCGUGCCUACCAGCUUGAGUGUCGCCAGAAUGAUGUUGAGAGAGACAUGGCGAACCAGCUCCGCACCUUGCGUUCACAACUAUGA